Molecule: messenger RNA, 914 nt
Organism: Rhagoletis zephyria (snowberry fruit fly)
Lineage: Eukaryota; Metazoa; Arthropoda; Insecta; Diptera; Tephritidae
Gene: hui
Product: hase und igel
Source: RefSeq, a predicted model, not a curated record
GUUCGCGGUUUUGACAGCUUAGUCGUUGUUCUGUCGUUUGGUCUUCACAUUUGUGUGUGCUGUGAUAAUUAACAAGUUCGUUACUCAAGUCUUUCGUUUGCCAAAAGUUAUUUAUAAUAAUUUAAGUGGGGGAAAAAACCGAAAAUAUGAAAUUCUUUGUUGAAUGUGUAAUUGUUGUUGCAGCGGCUGUGUUUGCCACCGCAUCAGCUGAAGCCGAUGCUGGUUAUUUCAUUCCGAAAGCUUUCUACACACUCGAUGCUGAGGGUCAUAAGACACAAUCACAUCCCGUUAGCCCACACACUGCUAAAUACCUGCAUCGCUUACGUCGUCAAGUUUUCAGUUCGUCCUCAUCUUCAUCCUCUUCUGCAUCGUCCAGCAAUGGCGGGCCGGUCUACUUCAGUACUCAUAAUACAGUAUCGCAUACACCAGCUGGAACCACAAGCUUUUCUCAACGCUUUGGGGAUGAUGGCUCCUCAUAUGAUUCGGCCCUCAGUUCAUCCGGCGUGGGUGGUGGCGCGCACAGCUCAUCCGGUGUGGGUGUUGGUUUGAGUGCGGGAACUAGCGCUGGAUAUGAUAACAGUUAUGGUAGCAACUAUGCUGGCGUUCACUUUCCCACCGGCAGUAAUAGCUACGGCGCCAACAAUGCUGGUUUUGGCGCAACAACAGGUGGCGGGAACUACAAUACCGGCUAUAAUUCCAUACCAGUGGCCAGCAGAUUUGGCUCAUCGGCUUCGUCAAGUUCAUCGGUCUCAUCCAAUGGCGGCCCGGUGUAUUUCAAAACGGAGCAGUCAGUGUCACAUACGCCAGCCGCUAAUGUUAAUAAAUUUAGCAGCCGCUUUGGAGACGAAGACACACCACAAACAGUCAGCAAAACCGUCUCAACUAGCGGUUAUAUAGAUGAGAAAGGUGUUCAC